This is a messenger RNA of Chanos chanos (milkfish), 2982 nucleotides long. RefSeq names its product ATPase family AAA domain-containing protein 2-like. The transcript has 23 exons. Gene Ontology annotation, molecular function: ATP hydrolysis activity; histone binding; ATP binding. The coding region runs from base 1 to 2982 and encodes 993 amino acids. Lineage: Eukaryota; Metazoa; Chordata; Actinopteri; Gonorynchiformes; Chanidae. Gene Ontology annotation, biological process: transcription initiation-coupled chromatin remodeling; nucleosome assembly; nucleosome disassembly. The record is from RefSeq and is a predicted model, not a curated record. Gene Ontology annotation, cellular component: nucleus.
AUGAAUGGAGAAGCCAGAGAGCAAGAUUAUUCCGUUGAUGACGAGGAUGAAAAUUCCCAUGGUGACGACAAUGAUGACGAUCGUGACGAUGAUGUUAAGAUGGAUAAUCCAAAACGCUACGAAGUACGACAGAAAAAAGCCGUGGAGCGUUAUCGGGCACCUUUUUGCGAGCCGAGAAACCCAGCCGUGUUCUUUGACAAGAGGCCGUCAGCUCGAGGGAGCUACCGCAUCAGUGCGUCUGUGCCCAGGAGCGUCUAUACCGCAAGUCGCAGGAGUGCCAGGAUUGGAUCAAUCAGCAGGAGAAGACCUGCCACAUACAUCCAUGAAUCCUCUUCCGAAGAGGAUGACUCCUCUGAGGAUGAAAAUGUUGAGAGCAAUGCAAACAGAUGCUUGCCGAUCAAUUUGCGUAAAGAGGACGUCGCGGGAAUCCAAAAGGACAGAAUGAAGAUUGGAGCGAACCUCGCCGACGUUGACCCCAUGCAAAUCGACCACACGGUUCGAUUUGACAGUGUUGGUGGCCUAGCGAGUCAUAUAUCUGCCCUGAAGGAGAUGGUGGUUUUUCCUCUGGUCUACCCUGAAGUGUUUGACAAGUUCAAGAUACAGCCUCCAAGGGGCUGCUUGUUCUACGGUCCUCCGGGCACAGGGAAAACGCUCGUGGCUCGUGCCCUGGCCAACGAAUGCCGGGAUGGAAACAGGAAGGUGGCUUUUUUCAUGAGGAAGGGUGCUGACUGCCUCAGCAAAUGGGUGGGCGAGUCUGAGAGGCAGCUCCGCCUACUGUUCGACCAGGCUUACCAGACGCGACCUUCCAUUAUCUUCUUUGAUGAAAUUGAUGGGCUGGCACCAGUUAGAUCCAGCCGACAGGAUCAAAUACACAGCUCCAUUGUGUCCACUCUGUUGGCUCUGAUGGAUGGCUUGGACAGUAGGGGAGAGGUGGUGGUGAUUGGAGCCACUAACAGGAUAGACUCCAUUGACCCAGCAUUGCGCAGGCCUGGACGCUUCGACAGGGAGUUCCUCUUUGGCCUCCCCGAUAGAGAGGCGCGUAAGGACAUACUGAAGAUUCAUACCAGGCAGUGGGUUCCUGCACCGUCUGAUGCGUUCCUCGAAGAACUCGCUGAGAAGUGUACUGGUUACUGUGGUGCAGACAUAAAAGCCGUAUGUGCAGAAGCCGCUCUCUGCGCCGUGCGACGGCGGUACCCUCAAAUCUAUGGAACCUCCCAGAAGCUUUUACUGGACGUGUCCUCCAUCAGCGUGGAUGGGUGGGACUUUGUCAACGCCAUGAGGAAGAUGGUGCCUGCUUCUCAAAGGGCGGUGGCAUCACCUGCCAAGGCCUUGGCAACAGCAGUGCAGCCCCUGUUAGGCUCCGCCCUCUCCGAUAUCCUGAACAUUCUGAAGAAACUCUUUCCUCAUGCUGAACAGGGGCUGAAGAGGAAGCAAGAGACAGACUUAGCCACCAGUAUUCUGGAGGACGAUGUGAUGUACUUUGAAGAUGAAGGCAUGUCCUGCAGCCCCAUCCACAAGCCAACUAAUCCUAAAGGGAGUUUCCUUCCACUUAGCAGGGGUGCAGCCUACCACCCUACCUCUUUUCGGCCGCGGCUUCUGUUGUCUGGCCGCCCUGGCUCUGGCCAGAGUGCACACCUGGGCCCAGCUGUGCUCUACAUUCUGGAGAAGUUCACCGUGUACACGCUGGACAUGGCUGUGCUGUUUGGAGUCAGCACCACUUCCCCUGAGGAGGCCUGUGCACAGGUGUUCUGUGAGGCGAAGAGGACAUCUCCCAGCAUCCUCUACAUCCCUCAUAUCCAGCAGUGGUGGGACACAGUUGGGCCUCCUCUGAAGGCCACGUUCCUCAGUCUGCUCCAGGAUAUCCCCUCCUUCUCUCCCAUCCUCCUGCUGGCCACCUGCAACGUCCAUUAUGACAGUCUGUCUGAGGAGGUCCAGGCAUUAUUCCGGCUGGAGUAUGGAGAGGUGUACCACGUAAGCCUUCCCUCCCAGCAGGAGAGAAGGAAAUUCUUUGAGGACCUCAUCCUGAUUCAGGCUGCCAAGCCUCCGGCGUGUAAAAAGAAAGCCAUACUGCAGGCCAUGGAAAUCCUUCCAUUGGCCCCACCUCCGCCCCCACGGCGGAUGACCGAACUCGAGCGUGCACGUCUGGAGGAACAAGAGGAGGACACGCUGCGUGAACUUCGCCUCUUCCUGCGUAACGUCACUGAGCGCCUGUACCAGGACAAACGCUUCAAGGCUUUCGCCAAACCUGUGGACAUUGAGGAGGUUCCGGACUACGCCACUGUGAUAAAACAGCCAAUGGACCUGUCCACCAUUCUCACCAAGAUUGACCUCCACAAGUAUGUCACUGUGAAGGAGUAUCUAUACGAUAUGGAUCUGAUAUGGAAGAAUGCUCUAGAAUACAACCCUGACAGUGAUCCCUCAGAUCGCCAGAUUCGUCAUCGGGCUUGUGCGCUGAAAGACACUGCUCAUGCCAUUAUUCGUGAUGAGCUGGACGAAGACUUUGAGAGGAUCUGUGAACAGAUCAGAGAGUCUCGCAAUAACAGAGGUUGCGCGUCGUCCAGGUUUGCCCCGUCAUUUUAUCACGUGAAGGAGAAAGAUGACGGAUCUGGUCUGGUGAGGAGAGCAAAUGUCACCACUCACAAAGAUGCCUCCAGACCUUUUACUGCCGCCAACCGAAAACCCCCAAAGAGGCGUACUGGUCGAAUAACACGUGGCAACAAGUCCCUGGUCCACCAGCCUCAGCUGAUCAAUUUGGAGAAGGCCCUGGACAUCCUCAACCAGAAAACACCACCGCUUGUCAUCGACCACAAGAAACUCGAGGAGCUUCACAGGCAUGUCGUGUUCAAGACUGAGGGUUUUGAGGUGAAUCAGCUGGAGAAACUUUAUGCCCUGUUGUGUCAAUGCAUCUACAGACACCGCAAAGAUUACGACAAGACCCUUCUCAUCCAGGAAAUGGAGACAGAGAUAGAAAAUUUUCAAUGA